Mercenaria mercenaria is the source of this 1758-nucleotide messenger RNA. Its product is annotated as potassium voltage-gated channel subfamily H member 6-like. The transcript has 9 exons. The coding region runs from base 292 to 1758 and encodes 488 amino acids. Gene Ontology annotation, molecular function: inward rectifier potassium channel activity. The record is from RefSeq and is a predicted model, not a curated record. Gene Ontology annotation, biological process: membrane repolarization during action potential; potassium ion transmembrane transport. Gene Ontology annotation, cellular component: membrane. NCBI's taxonomy places the organism in Eukaryota, Metazoa, Mollusca, Bivalvia, Venerida, Veneridae.
UCUUUUUUUUCUUUUAUCUGUUGAACGUGCUUAAGCUUCAGUUGGAAAUAACAGGAUUUCGUAUUGGAACGUAAAAACUAGGAUGACUUAAAACUGUAUCUUCUUUCAUUUAUUAUGUUAAGAAUUUAUUUGAUGAGUACACAAAGCUAUUAUAUAGUCGAAAUAAAUUCUAAUAUUUCAUUGGUAUUUAAAUUAGAUGUAAUUAUAAUGCUGCAGAAAGACAUUAGUAAAUUGACGUAAAAGUGCACAAUUGCUGACCAUAAAAGCGACGUGACCUUUACAAAAGUUGUAAUGCAGAAGUCAGAAACGCUGUUUGUAAGCGUCUACAACUUUCUUAGCAGAAAGGACACAAAAGCCGAGGAUCAUUCCGGAGGUUCAGAAUCUCCUUCAAUAUUUGACCCAGUGCAGAAUUUUAGUGCAUCAUAUAAGAGACAACAACCAGAGUUUAUCAUACUUCACUAUAGCCCAUUUAAGGCAGUAUGGGACUGGGUAGUUCUUAUUCUUGUAUUGUACACCGCGGUCUUCACACCCUACCAGACAGCCUUCCUACUAAACGAGGAAGACGCCACCAUGAAACGAAACCGAGACGCUGUAACCCGGACUGAAAGUCCAGAAUCCUCCACAGCCAGCCCCCUUGUGAUUAUAGACUUGAUAGUUGACCUGAUGUUCAUUGCGGACAUUCUAAUCAAUUUUCGGACGACGUAUCUCCACAACGGAGAAGUGGUUACCAAUCAAAAGAAAAUUGCAAUUAAUUACGUGAAAGGGUGGUUUGUCAUUGACACUAUAGCCGCUGUGCCCUUUGAUCUUCUUCUCUUCGGAUCCGGAACGAGUGACACAAUGACGAUAGCAGGUAUUUUAAAGACAGCCAGAUUACUACGCUUACUUCGUGUGAUAAGGCGCAUUGAACAAUUUGCAGAGUAUGGUGCUGCCGUACUACUUUUGUUAAUGGUUACGUUCUCUCUGGUAGGACAUUGGCUAGCUUGUGUGUUUUAUGCCAUUGCGUACUGGGAGCGACCUCACUUGGAGAAUGCAAUAGGCAAGAAAAUUGUCUUUGUAUACAUUUAUAUGGAUAACUCGUUUCUUAUAGGAUGGUUAGAUACUGUAGCCACAAGUAUUAACGAGCCUUAUGUCGCCAACGUCACAGAGAGUGGGCCUAGCAUAAAGACGUAUUACAUCACAGCGUUAUAUUUUACGUUUACGUCGCUGACGUCAAUAGGAUUCGGAAACGUGUCACCAAAUACUAAUGCCGAAAAAAUAUUCUCAAUAUUUGCUAUGUUGCUUGGUUCGCUGCUGAGUGCUGCAAUCUUUGGUAACGUCUCUUCUAUAAUGAUGCGAGUGUAUCAGGGCACGGAUGAGUACCAUGAGAAAAUGCAGAGCAUUAAAGAGUUCAUUAACUUCCAUCAUCUUCCAAAGAAUCUUGCAAACCGAUUGCAAGAGUCCUUCCAACACACCUGGUCAUACACUAAUGGAAUUGACAUGAACACGGUUUUAAAGAGUUUCCCUGAGUGCCUACAAGCAGAUAUAUGCCUUCAUUUGAACAGAAACCUGCUGAAUAAUUGUCCAGCCUUCCAGAAGGCAUCUACAGGAUGCCUUCGUGCCUUAUCCACGCAGUUUAAAACAACACAUGCGCCCCCUGGCGACACAUUGAUACAUCCGGGUGAUAUACUGACCGCACUCUAUUUUAUUGCACGGGGUUCCUUGGAGAUUGUGACAGAAGAUAAUGUAAUGGCAAUACUAGCGUUUGAAAGCGGACAAUAG